Caenorhabditis elegans is the source of this 1283-nucleotide messenger RNA. It is a transcript of the gene mtg-1, whose product is annotated as CP-type G domain-containing protein. The record is from RefSeq and is marked reviewed. Gene Ontology annotation, cellular component: mitochondrial inner membrane. Gene Ontology annotation, molecular function: GTPase activity; GTP binding. Lineage: Eukaryota; Metazoa; Nematoda; Chromadorea; Rhabditida; Rhabditidae. The transcript is spliced from 7 exons. The coding region runs from base 844 to 1215 and encodes 123 amino acids.
UUUUUACAGGAAAAAAUUGUUUUCACAAUUUUUUCUCAAUUUUUUUUCAAAUUCCAGUUAAAAAAUAUGAAUUUUCGUCGAUUUCUGCACACAACAUAUCGAAUUUCCACUCCAGAAUUUCGCCAACAAUUCGAACUUCCCGCGCAAUAUGACUAUCGGCAGUGGUUUCCAAUGCAUAUGUCCGUACAAUUGAAAAAAAUGGAAGCGAAAUUGCGAUCCGUCGACUUGAUAAUUGAGGUUUUGCAUGGAAAAUGGAACUUUUACGAUUUUUUUUUUGGAAAAUCUGUAAAAUCACCGGAAAAACGCUGAAAAACCGAAAAACUGGUGUAAAAAACUGGUGUCCACGACGCCAGAAUCCCGAUUACCGGCCGAAAUCAGCAGUUUUUUCGACAUUUAUACGCUAUUCGACCGCAUAUUCUCGUCCUGAACAAGUGUGACUUGAUAGAUAUGAAGAAAUACAAGCACCAAAUCGAGGAUUAUUACUACGAGCGGGGCGUUCAAAAAGUUUUAUUCACAGACUGCAAAAAACGGCUUCCAAGAGCUCUGAACGAUGUGAAGCUGUCAAUGUUAGACGCUUUGGAGAAUACGCCACGUUUCAAUCGAACCGUCAAAACAGAAUAUCAGGCAAUGGUCGUCGGAAUCCCGAAUGUCGGAAAAUCAUCCCUAAUCAACGCGAUUCGAACACAUACGCUCGGAAUUAAGCGUAAAGCUGUAGAAGCCGGCGCGAGACCAGGAGUAACGGUCCGUGUCCAAAAUCGGGUCCGAAUUCUCGACAAACCGCCCGUCUACAUUAUUGAUACACCCGGAGUACUAUCACCAAAUCAUCGAAAUGUCGAAGAUGCUAUGAAACUGGCAAUGUGUGAUUUAGUACUAGAAAGUCAUGUUAAUUUGUAUUAUUUGGCUGAUUUCUUGCUCUUUUGGCUUAAUCGAUCGGAGGAUUUUUCAUAUUUGGAGCUGCUGGGAAUUAAUCAGAAAUUCAGGAAAAAUUCCGAGAAAAAUGAGGAAAAUUUAGAUAUUUCGCCGAAACAGGCUCCAAUUGAUGAUAUUCAGCAAGUUUUGGCCCUAACUUGCGCUGCAAAUGACUUUAGAAUUCAACAAAGUAUUGGAGAAAGAUGGGAUUUUGAUCGAGCCGCCAAAUAUUUCAUUCAACUCUACAGAAAUCGAAAAUUCAAGGAUUCUUGCCUCGAUAAUGAGCAUUUUUUGUAUCGAAAUUAGGAGAUUUUUCGUUGAUUUUUCAUGUUUUUUGUUGUUAUUUUUAGAAAUAUUUGAUAAAAACUGCAUUU